UCCGUUUCACCGGUUUGAUCUCCGCCGAUCAUCGGACGUUCCCAUCGUGGUUGUAUGAAAACCACCAUGGAUGACGUGUCCACCGGUUCUCCUCUACCAUCACCUAACCAACUACCCCUGCAUAUUUAACCUCCCGCCAACGCCCCUUAAUUACCCAAACCCAGGAGAAAGAAAAAACAAAAGAAAACUCCCGUUACCAAACACCCACCCAAUUCCCCUCUUCCUCCCUCCGCCGCCGCCUGAAAUCCCACCCUUUCCUCCUCCGUUUCAGGCGACGGCGGCGAUGGAAUCCCAAAACAACCACCACCUCGACGACGAAUUCAUCUUCCGCUCCAAACUCCCGGACAUCUACAUCCCCCAACACCUCCCUCUCCAUUCAUACUGCUUCGAGAACAUCUCCCAAUUCGCCGACAAGCCCUGCCUCAUCGACGGCGCCACGGGAACCACCCACACCUACGCCGACGUCGAGCUCGCCUCCCGCCGCGUCGCGGCGGGACUCCACAACGAGCUCGGAAUCCAGCAGGGUGACGUCAUCAUGCUCCUCCUCCACAACUCCCCUGAAUUCGUCUUCUCCUUCCUCGCCGCCUCGCACCUCGGCGCCGUCGUCACAACGGCCAAUCCGUUCUACACCCCGGUCGAAAUCGCCAAACAGAUCGCCGCCUCCAAGGCUAAAGUCGUCAUCACGCAUUCCAAUUUUGCCGAAAAAAUCAAAUCGGAAGUGAAAAUCGUCACGAUCGACGAUGCUCUGUUUUUGAAAUUCUCGGAUCUGGUGAAGGGAGGCGGAAUUGAUCCGAUCCUGCCGGCGGUGAAGAUAAAUCCCGACGACGUGGUGGCGCUGCCGUAUUCUUCGGGGACGACGGGGCUGCCGAAGGGCGUGAUGCUGACGCACAGGGGGCUGGUGACGAGCGUGGCGCAGCAGGUCGACGGCGAGAAUCCGAAUCUGUAUUUCCAUCGGGACGACGUGAUACUCUGCGUUUUGCCGCUGUUCCACAUCUAUUCAUUGAAUUCGAUCAUGCUAUGCGGGCUGAGGGUCGGGGCGGCGAUUCUGAUCAUGCCCAAGUUUGAGAUUGGGGCUCUGAUGGGGCUGGUGGAGAGGUACAAGGUGACGAUCGCGCCAUUCGUGCCGCCGAUCGUGCUGGCGAUUGCGAAGUCGCCGGAGAUUGACCGGUACGACUUGUCGUCGAUAAGGAUGGUGAUGUCCGGCGCGGCGCCGAUGGGGAAGGAGCUCGAGGAUGCUGUUAGAGCCAAACUGCCUAAUGCCACGCUUGGACAGGGUUACGGAAUGACGGAGGCGGGUCCAGUGCUAUCAAUGUGCUUGGCGUUUGCCAAGGAGCCGUUUGACAUAAAGUCCGGCGCCUGCGGGACGGUGGUGAGGAACGCCGAGAUGAAAAUCGUCGACCCGCCCACCGGCACAUCUCUUCCCCGGAACCAGGCCGGCGAGAUUUGCAUUAGAGGCAGCCAGAUUAUGAAAGGCUACUUGAAUGACCCGGAAGCGACGGCGAACACGAUGGACAAGGAAGGGUGGCUACACACCGGCGACAUAGGCUACAUCGACGACGACAGCGAGUUAUUCAUCGUCGACAGGCUGAAAGAACUGAUCAAGUACAAAGGGUUCCAAGUUGCUCCGGCGGAACUCGAAGCCAUGUUGCUCGCGCAUCCCAAUAUCUCCGAUGCCGCCGUUGUCCCGGUUUGUUGUCGUUUUGGGCAGGAUGAAAGAUGAGAGCGCCGGAGAGGUCCCUGUGGCGUUUGUGGUGAGAUCGAAUGGUUCCAAAAUCAGCGAGGACGAGAUCAGACAGUACAUCUCCAAACAGGUGAUAUUCUACAAAAGAAUCAAUCGGGUGUUUUUCACGGACUCCAUUCCUAAAGCUCCAUCGGGGAAGAUUUUGAGGAAGGAUUUGAGAGCCAGGUUGGUUGUCAGCAUUCCCGCUUAAUUAUUAGAUAUAAAGAGUGAUGUUGUAGUUUAACAUUGCAAUUUGGGGAAAUCCUAUGCUUAAUUAUCGAGGUGGUUGUUUUUUUUUAUGUAAAUUAUGGGAAUGGGGGAAUUGAGGAAGGAGCAAAAUGAAGGUACUAAUCAUAUAGAUUCAACCUUUUUUUGUGUAAUAUGUCGUGCCUGUAUUCUGAUUUACAAAUAAUGUUAUGGAGGUGGGUGUUUGGUACAUGUAUUUUCUUUGUGUAGUAUAGUUAAGAGCAGAGUUCAAAAAGGCGUGUUUAGGUAUGAGCUUAGAUACGUCUUGGUGUUAGAC
Molecule: messenger RNA, 2243 nt
Organism: Linum tenue
Lineage: Eukaryota; Viridiplantae; Streptophyta; Magnoliopsida; Malpighiales; Linaceae
Source: the annotation of a GenBank genome assembly